GUGGAAGCUGCCGAGCUGCUGUACGAUGUCAUCCUCGCGUCAGAAGCUGUUUACAAGGUGGACUUCUACUCUGAUCUUCUGGCAUUGCUGGAGCACUUGGCUGCCGACGGCCGAGCCCUGUUUGCCGGGAAGCGCUUCUAUUUCGGAUGUGGUGGUGGUACAGCUUCCUUUGCCACGACCGCCAAGGGUGCUGGCUUCCAUGUCGCGGUAGCCAAAGUCAUCGAAGAUGGCCGCUCCAACAUUCGCGAAAUCCUGCUCAUUUCAAAGCCUCCCCGGAAUGCAUCCUGCAAGCGGCAGAAGGUCGAUGUGGCCGACGCCUGA
Molecule: messenger RNA, 321 nt
Organism: Symbiodinium necroappetens
Lineage: Eukaryota; Dinophyceae; Suessiales; Symbiodiniaceae
Source: the annotation of a GenBank genome assembly